This is a messenger RNA of Trichoplax adhaerens, 831 nucleotides long. RefSeq lists its product as uncharacterized. Gene Ontology annotation, biological process: G protein-coupled receptor signaling pathway. The transcript has a single exon. Gene Ontology annotation, cellular component: membrane. The record is from RefSeq and is a predicted model, not a curated record. The annotation marks the transcript as partial. Lineage: Eukaryota; Metazoa; Placozoa; Uniplacotomia; Trichoplacea; Trichoplacidae. Gene Ontology annotation, molecular function: G protein-coupled receptor activity.
UCGAUACCAUCGGCUAUAAUCUUCAUUUUUGGAAUAACUGGCAAUCUAGCUAUCAUCAUAACCAUGAUUCGAUAUCACAAAACUAAAAGUAAAGAACGUUUCUUUUGUUUAAUUGGCAAUCUAGCAGGAUACGACAUUUUCAUUCUACUCUUUUCAAUGACCCUUAAAAUGACAAAUUACUUUAUUACUUGGCCUUUUGGAUCAUUUCUAUGCCAUAUCUACAACGGCUUUCAAAGUUACUUUAUGGCUGGCUCUGCUAUCACAAUGACAUUUAUGGCACUAGAGCAUUACCGUGUUGUAAUCAAAGAAGUGAAUGCUUAUAGCAAAAGUAGCGGAAAAAUUAUUAUUACCGUAGUGAUAGCGCUAACAGCAUCUAUUUGUGCUUGUCCUAGCAUUAUCUAUUCCAAGUAUGUAUCUCACUCAGAAUCUUCAGUAAAAUGCUUCAUUCAAUUUUUUCAAGAUCUUAACCAAGAUAAAAUAGUAUGGCAAACUUAUCGAAAUUGUCGUUAUGUUAUUUUCUAUCUCUUUCCACUUAUUGUUGUUGUAACAACUUAUUUUCAAAUGUUACUAACAUUGAAUCGAUAUUCAAGGACGUCUUUGGCAGAAUAUCAUUUAACGAAGGUCAAAGAGCAGAAAAAUAUCAUGAAAAUGAUUUUAUAUACCAACGUAACAUUUGUCAUUUGUUGGACACCUUAUUUUAUGUAUGGUUUCAUUGUCUAUUUCAAUCAUACGGUUGAUGAUGGCAUACAACUACAUCGGCUAAUUCGAGUAGCUUGUGAACUAAUUGCUUAUAUCAACAGCGCUAUUCAUCCAUUUAUCUACGCUAAAUAU